Molecule: messenger RNA, 1044 nt
Organism: Aspergillus pseudotamarii
Lineage: Eukaryota; Fungi; Ascomycota; Eurotiomycetes; Eurotiales; Aspergillaceae
Product: aminotransferase class IV-domain-containing protein
Exons: 2
Coding region: 1-1044 (347 amino acids)
Molecular function (GO): catalytic activity
Source: RefSeq, a predicted model, not a curated record
AUGCAACGCAAGCCAAUCACACCCACUACAAAGGGAUGCUCAGUGCCUUGCUUUCUCCACAAUAUCAGCGUCGAGUGCGAAUACCAGGAACCGGACUGCAAUACCCGAUACCGAAUGAAAUUCUACCACGUCCAUUUGGAUCCAAUGUUUUCCUCUUUAUUGCUGUAUGAUCGGUCGUGUGCGCUACCCGUCGCAAUGGCAUCCACUCCACCAACAUCCUCCUUGGAUUCCUUUCAGAUCAUAUCUUCUCUCCGUUAUGACCCUGCGAUUCCGCAUGCGAUCGGUGAAAGAACUGCAGAACCCCGUCUUCUAGCUACACCAUACUACCUUCUACCUUACCACCGGGAUCGGCUCCUAAACGCGGCAAUGUGUUUCAAUUGGGCAAAAGCUAUUGAGUUUCUACGGCAAGAUUUGGACCAGUUUACUCAGAUUCUAGAGACGUUUGUACCAAACAAAUCAAAACCAUGGCGCCUUCGUAUUGUUAUUGACAGCAGUGGAUUGUGCAAGGUUGAAGCCAACCCGACAGCAUCAAUGGACCCCCUAAACCUUCUCUGCCCUUCCCGAAACGUUUCACAGCCAAAUACGUGGCGUGUAUAUGUUGACUCAGAGUCUACAGCCCCUUCGGACUUUACUACGCAUAAGACUACUGCGCGUGGGGACUAUACAGCUGCCAGGUAUCGGUCUGGGAUCCUUUCACCCCAAGAGCAGGCAGAGGUGCUUGUAGUGAAUCCAAAGGGCGAAAUCAUGGAAGGGAGCAUCACAACCCCGUACUUCAGGCGGCGCAAACCUGGAUCUGAGAAGGAUAGCGCGAGCAAAGACUCCGGACCAGAAUGGGCCACACCACCGCUCUUAAGUGGUGGCAAUGCAGGUACAACUAGACGAUACGCCCUGGCAGAAGGGUUUUGCACAGAGGAGGUCAUUACAGUGGCUGAUUUAGUAGACGGUGAAGAGUGUUGGCUUAGUAACGGUGUCAGAGGCUUCAUCCCCGGUAGGAUUACAUUGAUGGACCCGAAAGGGUCCGAAAGGGUCCCACUUCCACGGUAA